Messenger RNA from Aspergillus nidulans FGSC A4, 1725 nucleotides. RefSeq lists its product as uncharacterized. The transcript is spliced from 5 exons. The coding region runs from base 1 to 1725 and encodes 574 amino acids. NCBI's taxonomy places the organism in Eukaryota, Fungi, Ascomycota, Eurotiomycetes, Eurotiales, Aspergillaceae. The record is from RefSeq and is a predicted model, not a curated record.
AUGUCCGCCCAGCUUUCUCUCGUCCACGGCCCAAAAGAGCCUCCCCUCUGGCUCGAUAAGACAUUAUGCAACGUAAUCGACCAGCAAGAGGCAUCAUACCCCGACCGGACGGCACUUAUUGUUCCAUGGCAAUCGACACGGCUCUCGUAUUACCAACUCGCCGAGCGAAGCCGGGUUGUCGCAAAGGCGCUGCUUAGUGCGGGACUGCUCCACGGCGAAUGCAUCGGGAUCAUGGACGGAAACAGCUACGAGUAUAUCGAGAUCUUCCUUGGUGCGGCACGAAUUGGGUGUCCGGUGGUUGUUCUGAACAACACGUAUACUCCGGAUGAGCUGAGGAAUGCGGUUUAUCGCAGCUCUUGCAAGGCCGUGUUUAUUGCGCCAAAAAUCGGGACGCGGAGUCUGAUGGGGCAUGUUGAAAAUCUUCAGGAUCGAAGCUCGAAGAAUCCUACAUUGUCGGAAUUGCAGUAUAUUGUCCUCUUGAGAACAGAAAAGCUAAGCCCUGCUAGCGAGAUUUUGCACACAUACAGCAAGUUUCUGCGACCGAAACCCUCAGGGGAUGUGGAGAAGGCACUGUUCCAGGCACAAGCAUCGCUUGCGCCAGAAGAUGUUCUCAAUCUCCAGUUCACAUCCGGAACGACCGGCUUACCAAAGGCAGCGAUGUUGACAAACAUAAACAUUCUCAACAAUGCACGCUUCGUGGGCAAUGCCAUGCGCCUGACUCCGUCCGACGUCGUCUGCUGCGGUCCACCCCUAUUCCAUUGUUUCGGUCUUGUCAUGGGUUUCCUCGCAUCGUUUUGCUACGGUGCCUCGAUCAUCUUCCCUUCGGAUCACUUCAAUGCAAGUUGCGUUGUCGAAGCUCUAAUGGCUGAGGACGCGACGGUUCUCCUAGGCGUACCGACAAUGUUCAUAUCCGAGCUGGAAAUCCUCACUAAGACAGGCCAGAAGCCACGUCGACUGCGUACGGGACUGGCAUCGGGCUCACCAGUCUCUCAAACUCUCAUGAAUGAGAUCCGGGCACGCAUGGGUGUCGACAAAAUGCUGAUCGCCUACGGCAUGACGGAGACGAGUCCGGUAAAUUUUAUUACCUCGCUGGAUGAUCCUGAGAACAAGCGGAUCUCUACAAUUGGGCGCGUUAUGCCACAUACGGUUGCGAAGGUGGUGGAUAAACAGGGGAAGAUUGUUCCUCAGGGGCAGAGAGGGGAGUUAUGUGUUGGUGGCUAUGCGCUGCAGAAGGGAUACUGGAAGAAUGAGGAGAAAACGAGGGAAGUGAUGAAAUACGACGCGAAUGGCAUGCUUUGGAUGCAUACUGGCGACGAGGUGAUGAUUGAUGAAGGAGGAUAUGGCCACAUCACUGGGCGUAUCAAAGAUCUGAUAAUCCGCGGAGGAGAGAACAUAUUCCCAAGAGAGAUUGAGGACCGCCUGGUUGCCCAUGACUCCAUCACGGAAGCGAGUGUAGUAGGAAUCAAGGACGAGAAGUACGGCGAAGUUGUGGGCUGUUUUCUGAAACUGACGCCAGGAUGCCAGAGAGUGCAAGACACAGAGAUCCAGCAGUGGGUUGGGGGCAAUUUGGGCAGACAUAAAGCUCCGCAGCAUGUCUUCUGGAUUGGUGAUGUAGCAGUGGGCGACGACUUCCCCAAGACUGGCAGUGGCAAGCAUCAGAAGCACCUGCUCAGGGACAUUGGGAACCGCCUGGUUGCACAGCGGAAACUGAGGGCGCGCCUAUAG